AUGGCAGGCAAAGCUGCACAUGCUCUAAGUUUGAGGAUAAUUUCUGAAUGUUCUACAUCAAAAGCAAGAUGCUGCAAGCUCACAUUGCCGCAUCAUGUAGUUGACACCCCAGUGUUCAUGCCUGUAGGCACUCAGGGUACAUUAAAAGGCAUGAUACCCGAUCAAUUAGAAGAAUUAGACUGCCAAAUCAUCUUGGGCAACACCUAUCAUUUAGGUCACAGGCCAGGGCCAGAUGUAUUAGACAAAGCUGGCGGAUUGCACAACUUCAUGAACUGGAAAAGGGCUCUGCUUACAGAUAGUGGUGGGUUCCAGAUGGUUUCUUUGCUAGAACUUGCAGAAAUCACAGAAGAGGGGGUCAGAUUUAAAUCGCCACAUGACAGCAGCAUGAUGUUACUUACCCCAGAACACUCAAUGGAAAUACAGAACUCUAUAGGUGCUGAUAUUAUGAUGCAACUAGAUGACGUUAUUCACAGUUCUGUUACGGGACCACGUGUUGAAGAGGCCAUGCAUAGAUCAGUUCGAUGGUUAGACCGUUGCAUCAAGGCACAUAAAAGAACUGACAAACAGAACUUGUUUGCUAUUGUUCAGGGUGGACUUGAUGUUGAGUUGAGGAAAAAGUGUGCUCAUGAAAUGAUAAAACGGGAUGUACCAGGAUUUGCCAUCGGUGGGUUAAGUGGUGGAGAAGAGAAGUCACAUUUCUGGAGAAUGGUCACACUUUCAACGGACAUCCUCCCUAAAAAUAAGCCAAGAUAUCUGAUGGGAGUUGGGUUUGCUGUUGACCUUGUUGUGUGUUCAGCCCUUGGAUGUGACAUGUACGACUGUGUCUUCCCUACAAGGACAGCGAGGUUUGGCUCAGCCCUUGUCCCUUGGGGUCAGCUGAAUCUAAAGAAGAAGAAAUUUUCCCAGGACUUUCAACCUAUUGACAAAGACUGUCCUUGUCCUACAUGCAAGCAGUAUACAAGAGCAUAUCUACAUACUUUGGUGACAAAUGAGACUGUCGCUUGUCAGAUGGUCACUAUACAUAAUGUUCAAUAUCAGCUGUCUCUAAUGAAGAAUAUUCGGGAGAGCAUCAUGGAAGACAAGUUUCCUGAAUUCGUUCAAAGUUUUAUGGACAAAUUGUUCCCUGCAAAGAAUUUCCCUGAAUGGGCUGUGGAGGCUUUAGCUAGUGUCAAUAUACACUUGAAGAGCUGAUUGUGAUGAUCAACCCCCCUUUAUUUUAGUGAGCUCAAAAGACAACCAGCACAAAGAAGAUCUGGUCAUCACUAUCGGUAUACCAAGUAGGAAGCGCCGUCUGUCGCUACGGUAUGAGGGUUUUAAGGAUGCCUGCAGAACAAAAUUCGGCAUCGGGAUGUUCGCAGCUUGUAAUGCUACCAGUGACACUGGUGCAAAAGGAAGACAGUCCAAGUUGGAUAUCAUAAGCAUUUUAUUCCAAAACAUAAAUAAUGAUACAUUGUAUGUACAGAAGUGUUCCAUUUUUUAAGAAAAUGCAAAUACAGUGA
Lineus longissimus is the source of this 1499-nucleotide messenger RNA. RefSeq names its product queuine tRNA-ribosyltransferase catalytic subunit 1-like. NCBI's taxonomy places the organism in Eukaryota, Metazoa, Nemertea, Pilidiophora, Heteronemertea, Lineidae. Gene Ontology annotation, molecular function: tRNA-guanosine(34) queuine transglycosylase activity. Bases 1 to 1191 code for a protein of 396 amino acids. Gene Ontology annotation, cellular component: cytosol. The transcript has 8 exons. The record is from RefSeq and is a predicted model, not a curated record.